This is a messenger RNA of Malassezia japonica, 621 nucleotides long. Its product is annotated as peptidylprolyl isomerase. Lineage: Eukaryota; Fungi; Basidiomycota; Malasseziomycetes; Malasseziales; Malasseziaceae. The coding region runs from base 1 to 621 and encodes 206 amino acids. Gene Ontology annotation, molecular function: peptidyl-prolyl cis-trans isomerase activity. The record is from RefSeq and is a predicted model, not a curated record. The transcript has a single exon. Gene Ontology annotation, biological process: protein folding; protein peptidyl-prolyl isomerization.
AUGUGGAUGAACGUGGGGCGUGUGCUGAGUGUGCUGGUGCUGGUGUGUGCCAGCGCGACGCUUGCGCUGUCGCACAAGGAUGCCAAGAUCACGAACCUUGCCUUCUUUGACAUCGAGCACGGCGACAAGUCGAUCGGCCGCGUGACGAUCGGCCUGUACGGCGAGACGACGCCCAAGACUGUCGAAAACUUCCUCGGCCUCGCGCAGCGUGGCGAGGGCCGCGGCUACGCGGGCAGCAAGUUCCACCGUGUGAUCAAGAACUUUAUGAUCCAGGGCGGCGACUACACGCGCGGCGACGGCCGUGGCGGUAUGUCGAUCUGGGGCAAGAGCUUCCCCGACGAGAACUUUGAGCUCCAGCACGAGGGCCCGGGUAUUCUCUCGAUGGCGAACGCGGGCCAGGACACGAACGGCUCGCAGUUCUUCAUCACGACCGUCGCUACCCCAUGGCUCGACGGCCGCCACGUCGUGUUUGGCCGCGUCGUCGACGGCAUGGACGUCGUCAAGUACGUCGAGGACGUCCAGACCCGUCCGGGCGACCGCCCGGUCGAGGACGUGGUCAUUGCGGACUCGGGCAUCCUCCCGGAGGCUGAGCUCGAGAAGCCGGCUAAGGACGAGCUUUAA